Molecule: messenger RNA, 1374 nt
Organism: Rhodamnia argentea
Lineage: Eukaryota; Viridiplantae; Streptophyta; Magnoliopsida; Myrtales; Myrtaceae
Exons: 8
Coding region: 596-1318 (240 amino acids)
Source: RefSeq, a predicted model, not a curated record
UAGGUAUAGAUGUUGAGCGAUUUUUUUUCUUGCCAUCUAUGUCAGGCAAGUAAAGAGAUCAAUUGACCGAAUUAAUCACAUGAAGUUGCCGUAAACUAGUCAUUUAAAAUUUGACAUGUAUGUAUGCAAACGAGGCGCUAGGCACUGAUUUUUUUCAUCGGUAAAACACCGGUGUUUUUUUUUUUUUUCUUUGGUCGAAGAACAUCAUUAUUUUUGUUGCGAUCGACUAGCAACAUCUCAUGUUAAAACUUUAACUUUCAAAAUAGCGUACGAUGGAUAGAUUCCCACGAUUCCUUUAUAUUUAGAUUUGAGCACACAUGCCUUCAAAUGAUUAAUCCACACAAAGAAUGAAAUUAUGGCCGAAUGGCAAAAUACAAAGUCAUCGAAGGUUACGCCAACUGGCUUCUUUUGGGCCUAGUCAUGCGAGCCCAAAGUGUGACAGAUGGGCCCGACAAUGACCCUCUACGAUGUCAACUUUAUUUGGGCUCAUAUGUGUCAGGCCCUUUCAACACCGCUCUCGGCCCAUUAGAUUCGUCUUCGUUAUUGGAUAUUUGGAAGCUCAUCGUCAUCUUCGUCUUCAACCUCUGGACCAGAAAUGGCGGGAAUCGCCUGCAUCGCGAGGCCUUCUCCAAUAACUCUGCGCUCGAUGAAAGCUCGUCGUGCGGGAUGUUGUCGCUCAAUUAAAUCGACUGGCGAGGAAGGAAGCACGGGAGCCACGCCGAAGUUGAUCAAGCUCGCUGUGAGCGGAGUCACGGAGAUUCUCAGGGUUUUGUCUCCUAUGAAGGACGACAGUUUGGAGAGUGCGAGUGACGACGAGAAAGAUGGGGUUUCUGCUUCCAGUGUCGAUGAUGUCGUGAUGAUCCUCACAGCUGAUUAUGAGAAGGCUUAUUUUGUCACCGGUACCUUUACUUCCUUUCUUUUACUCUGUAUGCUUACUGUCAACAAACAAAAUCAUCUGAGAGUUUUUACUUCUGCUAUUUACGCUGAAGAUUGCAUUUUCGAAGAUCCAACAAUUAGAUUCCGGGGUAAGGGUCUGUAUGAGCGCAACUUGAAAUUACUUGUUCCUUUCUUUGACCAUCCAUCGAUUAUAUUACACAAUAUACAAAAGGGUGAUGAUGAGACUUACAUUUUGGCUAGAUGGAAGCUCAGAACCUACUUAAAACUUCCCUGGAGACCUCUCAUUUCGAUUGAUGGGAAGACUGUUUAUGAACUUGAUGACAACUUUGUAAUGAUUAGACAUGCUGAAAGUUGGAAUGUUUCAGCUCUAGAAGCAAUUGGCCAGAUUUUUACCCCUAGCUUUGGCAGACCAAAUGAUUGAGGGUCAUUUUUACCUGCAAACUCUUGGAAAGGCUGUAUGGCAGCUUAUGGCUAGAG